AUGAGCUGCGCCCGGGCGACGGACGCUUGCGUCCUAGCCUCCAACAACGCCUCCCCGGCGCAGAGGGGCCCCCGGAGGGAUGCACAAUCGCUCCACGCCACGCCGCUUGCGGCGGUCCUCUUCCCAGCCAGCGCAGGCCGCGCGCCACACGGAGAGAACGGGCGACCAAAGGUGUGGGAUGCCGUCCAGGGUUGCUGGCUCGAGCAGGCUGGCGGUGCGGCGGCGGAGUCCGGCUCCGCAGCUGGUGCGGCGGCGAGCGGCGGCGGUGCAGCGGAAGUACAAGUCCGCGAGUACAAGUGCGGCACGUGCGGCUUCCUGCCGAAGAAGAAGCAGCAUGACUGCGCGGCAGUCCUUGCCGAGAAGUCGGCCGGCGAGGCAAGCCGUGGCUCCGGCGAAACCACGGAGAGGUUGCCGAAGCUGAGCGGCGGCGGGUGCUCGCCCGCGGCCGGCAGGCCGGCCAUGCCCGCGCGCGUGGACGUUGAGCAGCCGCCGGACUGGCUGGCGGCGGGUGCCGAGGUGGAGGUCGAGAUGGGGGAGGAGGGGCUGCGUGGCAGUCUGUACGGAGGCAAGGUGCUGCAGCUCCGGAAAGGCAAGGCGCUCGUGCAGUACGCCGCCUUUUGCGUCGAGGCGGAGGAGGAGGGCGGCGGAGACGGCGAGGCGCCGCUGCUGACCGACCGGCCCGCGGAGGCCUCCUUCCUCGUCAGCUCCGAGCUAUACAAGCGGCAGCGGUGGGCGAGGAUCGUGCUGCGGGCGUGCAGCGACAUGGCAAAGUUUGGCGGCCCCGGCACCCUCAAGCAGCCCUGCGCUCGGCGGGUGUGCGAGCAUUUGCGGGCGGGCAAGCCGGCCGAGGGCGGCGGCAAGCGAGACGGCGGUGGUUUCGCGCUCUGCGCCCUGCCCGCCGGCCUCAAGGCGACCCUGCCCGCCCACGACGUUGCGAGGCUCGGGCGCGCGCUCCUCGCGUCCGUCUCUGCGAGGCCGGAGGGGAGGGUGCUCGAGGCGGCCUCUUCGCCGCCCGAGGGGGAGGCCUCUCGUGGCGGCGCCUCUCUGGGCGAGAUCCGCGCGCGGCUGGACGGGGGCGGGUACGGCGAGGACGUCUCCGCCUUCGCUGCAGACGUGCGCGCACUCUACGUCCGCUUGCACUCUACGGAGGAGGAGCUCGAGAACUUGCGCUCCUUCCUCGUCGAGUGCGGCGGCGAGGGCGACUCUGUGCUCGCGGGCUGGUCGGUCAAGCUGUGCGUCGCGGGCGACUACUUCCUCUACUACUCGGCCACGGGGCGCGUCUUUCGCUCGCGGGCCGAGGCUGCCCAGCAGUAG
Molecule: messenger RNA, 1314 nt
Organism: Emiliania huxleyi CCMP1516
Lineage: Eukaryota; Haptophyta; Isochrysidales; Noelaerhabdaceae
Exons: 7
Coding region: 1-1314 (437 amino acids)
Source: RefSeq, a predicted model, not a curated record